This is a messenger RNA of Mangifera indica (mango), 1465 nucleotides long. RefSeq names its product DEAD-box ATP-dependent RNA helicase 39-like. The transcript has 5 exons. The record is from RefSeq and is a predicted model, not a curated record. Lineage: Eukaryota; Viridiplantae; Streptophyta; Magnoliopsida; Sapindales; Anacardiaceae. Bases 74 to 1138 code for a protein of 354 amino acids. Gene Ontology annotation, molecular function: RNA binding; RNA helicase activity; ATP binding.
GCAUCGGUUUUAGAGAUACAAGGCCUCUCAACCAACCGAACUCGACUGAAGAGGAAGCAUCAUCAAAAUCAGCAUGAAAACAAAAACCAAAUCGCUUAUUCUCAAUCUUUCAAAGGUCCUUUCUUCAGCCAAGGCACCCUCUAAACCAUCGCUCCUCAGCCUCAGACCACUUUCCUCCACCACCAGCCCAACUGAACAAGCCCCACUUCCUUCAAGCCCCUGCGACAAGAAAGACUCUUUCGUUCUUGAGAGUUUCAGGCUCAGACAGCUCAAGGGAUCCCUAAAAAAUAACCCACCACCACAACAACAGCAAAACAAACCCCCGCAGCCACAGUCUUCAAAUGCGGCGCCCUCUGAAGUUGUGUCAAGUUUUGAGGAACUGGGGUUGAGAGAGGAGGUGAUCAAAGCUGUGGAGGGGCUGCUUGGUGUUUUUGUUCCUAGUGAGAUUCAGUGUGUUGGGAUUCCUGCGGUUUUAGAGGGAAAGAGUGUUGUUUUGAGUUCUGGUUCCGGUUCUGGGAGGACUUUGGCUUACAUGUUGCCUCUCGUUCAGGUGCUGAGAAGGGAUGAGGCAUUGCUCAGUAUGAAGCCAAAUCAUCCACGAGCCAUCGUGUUAUGCACCACAGAGGAGUCAGCUGACCAGGGUUUUCGUGUGGCAAAGUUUAUCACCCAUUAUUCUCGAUUAAAAUCUUCAAUGGAAAAUGGAGACAGCUCAAAAGCCCCUGAGGAUGUGUCAAAUGCCCCCAUUGGCAUGCUAAUUGGGACCCCUAGCGAGGUUCUACAAUAUGUAGAGGAUGGAAGUGUUAUAUGCAAUGAUGUCAAAUAUUUGGUUUUGGAUGAGGCAGACACCUUGCUCGAACAUGGGUUUGGUCCUGAAAUUAGCAAAAUCUUGAGCCCCCUAAAAGAGCGUGAAUCAAAGUCUAGUAAUCAAGGAUUUCAAACUAUUUUGGUCACUUCAACAAUUUCAGAGGGAGCUUCUGUUGUGGAGCGUCUUGAGCAUGAUAAUGCCGGAAAAGUGACUGCAAUGUUGAUUGAGAUGGAGCAAGAAGAGAUGUUUGAUCUCAUUGAGUCUCCGAGUACCCUAAAGAAAAAGGUGGCUGAGGCUUUGAAUUCUCUGACUUUGGAUGCGUCAGAAUCUUGAAUCUCAAAUUGCAUAUUUCCUUUGAUCUCUUUAAUGAACGAAUUAUCUGGGAAAAAAAAAAACUGAGUGCAGACUAGAAGUACCCUUCUUUAUAGGUACCCAUGAAUCCAAAUUUAUAGGGGCUUGAUAAGUUGUUGAAUAUAAAUUAUUGUAAUGGUUUCUUUCUUAAUCGAUUCUGUAAAACCUAUGCUAUCUGACUAGGUAUGUAGUAACCGGCUACUUCAUUAGUGAAAUGCACAGGUUUCUUACUUGCUUUUCAGUCUGUGACAGAGGACUAAAUGUAUUCAGACUAUUGUAAGUAAUAAUCUAUAUUGUUCUUAUUAUUCA